Messenger RNA from Manis javanica (Malayan pangolin), 3822 nucleotides. NCBI's taxonomy places the organism in Eukaryota, Metazoa, Chordata, Mammalia, Pholidota, Manidae. The record is from RefSeq and is a predicted model, not a curated record.
AUUGAUAAAACUGAGUCAGUUUAUUCUUCUUACAUGGAAAGCAACAAGAAUGUAAGUCAGCUGAGAUGGAUUGUAUUGUUUGGAAUUAGGAGUGUGCAGUUUGCUUUUUGCUUUCAGACUUUGUUUUUAAGCCUGACAUCCCCAGCUGUGCGUGCCAGUGGAAGACCACACUGCAGUCCAGCUCAGGGCACUUCACUGAAUUCCAAGGGGGAGCUCCCCCAGAGCAGUGGGUGCCCCUGCUUUGCGAGGCUCCCAGUAGCUACCAAGGGCCCAGGCUGCCCCCAAGAGCAACGCCAGCCCGAGCCACCUUCUGGGGUCUCGAGUAGCGAGGACACUCCCGAAAAGAGGUCGUCUGGUUCUCAAGUUUUUCUCUCUGAAUAUUUAAUCGGUGGUUUCUCUUUGCUUCUGACUUGAUAAUGGAGAUGAAAAAGGAAUUUGACUACAAGAAGGAGAAUAGUAGCCGACGGCGCAUCUGGCUUUACUUUUUAAAUUCCCUCAAACCUCGUGCUCGUGUUUGGUUGUUUGCCUUCAUCUCACAGAGAUCCCGUGAACUUUGGUGGGCGGGGAGGGCGGUAAUGGCGCGUCCAAAGCCCGCCAAACACAGCCCGAGAGCUCUAGGAUAUAUGAGGAGUAUUUUUAACAAAACCUCGACAAACAAACUCAAAGGAAGCCGUGUGCUCCUUAAGUCAUAGGCAUCUGUACUGACUGUACCGUUCGGUCUGCUUUUUGUAACCGGCGUUAAGAGCAGGAUUAAACAUGAAAAUGGGUAAAAGAAAAGCAAAGGUAAGUCCGCCGACUCCCAUUCAUUAUCUCCAGCAUAUGGGACCAUUCUCCUACUUGUCUUCGCCCUUUCUUCCUCAAAACUAAAAGCAACCAAGCCUGUCUCGCUUCACAGCAAACGCACUCUUUGUGCCUGAGCGGUGCCUCUGCGACCACUUCCUCCUCCUCCCGCCCGCCGCCGACUUUCGCUCGGGGAAGCAGGCGGCAGGCGCCCUUUGCGCCGGGAAGUCGAUGCUGCGAUUGGGCGACGGUCCCUGAGCCUCCAGUUCCGCGUCGGUUUCAAGGCUCCUCCCUCCCGGUGAAAGGCAGACUGCGGGGCGCCUGGAAACCGGUCCGAGGGCGCGCAAGGGAGAGAAGAGCGAGCGAGUUGAGGGAUUGACACAAAUGGUCAGGCGGCGGCGGCGGCGAAGGAGGCGGAGGCGCAGGGGGGAGCCGAGGUCGCUGGGCCGCGGAGAGUUGCGCGCUCUACGGGGCCGCGGCCACUAGCGCGGUGCCGCCAGCGGGGAGUCAGCGAGCCGGGGGCCAGGAAGGCGGGACGCGACCCCGGCGCGCCCGGUACACCCGGGCUCUCCCCGCCGCCCACGCUUCAUGAAUCGCAAGUUUCCGCAGCGGCGGUGGCUGCGGGACGCGGAGCGGGCGCCUGGGGAGCGGGCCGAGCGCAGUUCGGGCUCGACGGCGGGCACCGGCACGGGGGAGAGCGCUUCGGCCUCAGGGGGAGUCGCCGCCGGCCGCGCCACCGCCGGCCCCAGCGGAGCGGCGCCAGGAAAGGAGCGGAGAAAGUAUGGCUGAGGAGGAGGCGCCUAAGAAGUCCCGGGCCGCCGGCAGCGGCGCGAGCUGGGAACUUUGUGCCGCGGCGCUCCCCGCUGGACCGCUGGCGGAGGGGAGCGGGGACACGGGCGCCCGCCGCAGCCGCCCCCCAGCUGACUCCGGGCGCUUGGCCUGCAGGCUGCUGCUACUGCUUUGGCUGCUGGAGGCUCCUCUGCUGCUGGGGGUCCGGGCGCAGGCGGCGGGCCAGGGGCCCGGGCCGGGCCAGCAGCCCCCGCCGCCGCCGCCUCAGCAGCAACAGAGCGGGCAACAGUACAACGGCGAGCGGGGCAUCUCCAUCCCGGACCACGGAUACUGCCAGCCCAUCUCCAUCCCGCUGUGCACGGACAUCGCGUACAACCAAACCAUCAUGCCCAACCUGCUGGGCCACACGAACCAGGAGGAUGCGGGCCUGGAGGUGCACCAGUUCUACCCGCUGGUGAAGGUGCAGUGCUCGGCCGAACUCAAGUUUUUUCUGUGCUCUAUGUACGCGCCCGUGUGCACAGUGCUGGAGCAGGCUCUGCCGCCCUGCCGUUCCCUCUGCGAGCGCGCGCGCCAAGGCUGCGAGGCGCUCAUGAACAAGUUCGGCUUCCAGUGGCCUGAGACGCUAAAGUGCGAGAAGUUCCCGGUGCACGGCGCCGGGGAGCUGUGCGUGGGCCAGAACACUUCGGACAAGGGCACCCCGACGCCCUCGCUGCUGCCAGAAUUCUGGACCAGCAAUCCCCAGCACGGCGGCGGGGGGCACCGCGGUGGCUUCCCCGGGGGCGCCGGCGCGUCGGAGCGAGGCAAGUUCUCGUGCCCACGCGCCCUCAAGGUGCCCUCCUACCUCAACUACCACUUCCUGGGGGAAAAGGACUGCGGCGCGCCCUGCGAGCCGACCAAAGUGUACGGGCUAAUGUAUUUUGGGCCGGAAGAGCUGCGCUUCUCGCGCACCUGGAUCGGCAUCUGGUCAGUGCUGUGCUGCGCCUCCACGCUCUUCACGGUGCUCACGUACCUGGUGGACAUGAGGCGCUUCAGCUACCCGGAGCGGCCUAUCAUCUUCCUGUCUGGCUGCUACACGGCAGUGGCGGUGGCCUACAUCGCGGGCUUCCUGCUAGAGGACCGGGUGGUGUGUAACGACAAGUUCGCCGAGGACGGGGCACGCACGGUGGCGCAGGGCACUAAGAAGGAGGGAUGCACCAUCCUCUUCAUGAUGCUGUACUUCUUCAGCAUGGCCAGCUCCAUCUGGUGGGUAAUCCUGUCGCUCACCUGGUUCCUGGCAGCCGGCAUGAAGUGGGGCCACGAAGCCAUUGAGGCUAACUCCCAGUAUUUUCACCUGGCUGCUUGGGCCGUGCCGGCCAUCAAGACCAUCACCAUCCUGGCACUGGGCCAGGUGGAUGGCGACGUGCUGAGCGGAGUGUGCUUCGUGGGGCUCAACAACGUGGACGCGCUGCGGGGCUUCGUGCUGGCACCACUCUUCGUGUACCUGUUCAUCGGCACGUCUUUCCUGCUGGCAGGCUUCGUGUCCCUUUUCCGCAUUCGCACCAUUAUGAAGCACGACGGCACCAAGACCGAGAAACUGGAGAAGCUCAUGGUGCGCAUUGGAGUCUUCAGUGUGCUUUACACAGUGCCAGCCACAAUCGUCAUUGCCUGCUACUUCUAUGAACAGGCCUUCCGGGACCAGUGGGAGCGCAGCUGGGUGGCCCAAAGCUGCAAGAGCUAUGCCAUCCCCUGCCCCCACCUCCAGGCAGGUGGAGGUGCCCCUCCGCACCCGCCCAUGAGCCCAGACUUCACAGUCUUCAUGAUCAAGUACCUUAUGACGCUGAUUGUGGGCAUCACUUCAGGUUUCUGGAUUUGGUCUGGCAAGACUCUCAACUCCUGGAGGAAGUUCUACACCAGGCUCACCAACAGCAAACAGGGAGAGACCACCGUCUGAGACCGGGUUCCAGCCUGUUCCCAGCACCCGGCCUGGUCCCAGCCCUGGCCUCCCAUCCCCCACCAAAGCUGGCCCCCUGGAAUCCUUGCCAAGCCUGGCUACUCGAGCCUUCCUCACUAGCCACUCACUUGUGCAGGCACCUUUUAACAGCACAGCUCCUGCAGAAGCUUCUGUCCCUGGGGGCAAACGGACUCGAGGGCACAACUGCCAAAGAGGGAUGGACAGACCUCUCUCGCGCCCACACUCUGGUACUGGGACUGUACGCUUUUAUGAUUGUAAAUAGCCUGUGUAAGAUUUUUGUAAGUAUAUUUGUAUUUAAAUGA